AGGCUGUUCGUCAAGGUUUUGUUCGACGACAGCCAAUGCGUUGCAAACAGAAGUUAUUCGCUGGUUGUUCGAAGACAAUGUUACAACACCAGGACACCGUCGAAAUAAUCACCAGCGUUUGGCUGGUGUGCUUGCUCCUGUUCGGGCCGGCGCUAGCUGAGGAGAAACAAGGGGAGAGGCGUGGAUUGGACGGCCACCUGAGUAGCUAUCGUGGCGGUGGAAACCGAUCGUCUACCGACCACACACUCGGCACCAGCAGCGCCAUUAGUUAUGGGAGCGGCUAUGGAGGCGACUACAGACGCGGUUAUGGAGAUGGUAUCAGCUCUGCUCGAGAGACCAGAAUUGCAAUCACCAAGCAGAUCCCAAGCCAGUACCCAGUAAUAGAGCAGUCCACUGAUCAAGAGACAACCACUGCUCCGAUCUACUUACCAAUAAUAGUGGCCUACCCACCGUACACUGUCCGUCUGCCUAUGAAGAGGCAAGUCCCAGUUCCCGCCCCUGUCCGUCACACAUAUGUUGUACCAGUAGCUCAACCUGUCCCCAUGGGAGGAGGUGGUGCUAGCGGUCUCGGAGGCGGAUACGGUGGCGAAUUUGGUAGAGGCAACGGUAGUGCCUUCGCUGGUGGAUAGGGUGGUCACUACUCCGGAGGCAUCUCUCGAGGCUAUGGACUCUACGGGCAACACAACCACUAACAUUAUAAGUUGAGCUCGACAUAUUGAAAAAAAAGUGAUGCUAUAUUCAAGUUUUUAAUUUCUUUUUUAAAUGUAACACAAAAGAAAGCAAGCCAUAAAGCAAA
Schistocerca piceifrons (Central American locust) is the source of this 796-nucleotide messenger RNA. RefSeq lists its product as uncharacterized. The record is from RefSeq and is a predicted model, not a curated record. The transcript has 2 exons. NCBI's taxonomy places the organism in Eukaryota, Metazoa, Arthropoda, Insecta, Orthoptera, Acrididae. Bases 36 to 629 code for a protein of 197 amino acids.